Erigeron canadensis is the source of this 2731-nucleotide messenger RNA. RefSeq names its product probable ADP-ribosylation factor GTPase-activating protein AGD14. Gene Ontology annotation, molecular function: GTPase activator activity. The record is from RefSeq and is a predicted model, not a curated record. The transcript has 14 exons. NCBI's taxonomy places the organism in Eukaryota, Viridiplantae, Streptophyta, Magnoliopsida, Asterales, Asteraceae. Bases 133 to 2139 code for a protein of 668 amino acids.
UUCUCUCUCUCGGAAAAAAGCAAGCUGUGGAACAACUAAAAAGAUCUGUAAAAAAAAAAAAAAAAAAUCUCUCCCAAAAUCUCUCUCAAAAUCAAAUCAUCCGUUUUGUAAGUUAGGGUUUUGAUUGAAGAAAUGGGGAGCAGGUUGAAGGAAGAACAGAGAAAUGAAAAGAAUAUAAGGAAUCUAAUGAAACUCGCCGAGAAUCGGCGGUGUAUUAACUGCAAUAGUCUGGGACCUCAGUAUGUAUGCACAAACUUCUGGACAUUUGUUUGCACAACUUGCAGUGGCAUUCAUCGCGAGUUCACUCAUAGGGUAAAAUCUGUAUCUAUGGCCAAGUUUACUACGCAAGAAGUUAGUGCACUUCAAGGAGGAGGAAAUGCGAGUGCUAAGGAAAUUUAUUUUAAAGAAUGGGAUGCACAACGCCAGUCCUUCCCUGACAGCAGUAAUGUUGAGAGACUUCGGGACUUCAUCAAGCAUGUUUAUGUGGAUAGAAGAUACUCUGGUGAGAGAAGUUUUGACAAGCCUCCAAGAGCGAAAUCGGGGGAAACCGAAGAUACAUAUUUUGGCGGUUCCAGAAGCCCACCCUAUGAAAAUGAACGUCGUUAUAGCGACAGACCUAGUCCUGGUGGAAGAAGUGAUGGAAGUUCGAGAAAUAGCUACGAUGAAAGACGUAGUCCGGGCUAUGAUCAAGAUUUCAAGAAAAGUCCUGCCCGUGUGGAUAUUGUUAAUGAUUGGCGACGAGAAGAUAGAUUUGCGAAUGGAAGGAGAUCUGAUGAUGGGAAAAUUUCUGAUGUUGGUUCCAAGGUUGAAGGUAGGUCUCCUGAUAACCGAAGAGAUCCAGAUAUCUCUAGCCCACCAGUAGUUAGACCCGUUAGGGAUAUACUGGGAGAUAGUGUUUCUCCUCUUCGGGUUAUAGAACCUCCAAAAGCCAACGGCUCAAGGCCAGCAGAUGGUUCCUUUAAAACACAGAGAACUGCUUCUUCAAGUAGUUUAGCAUCUUCUAAUGGGAAUCCAACUGAACUUAGAAGAGAAAGUUCAUUAAUUGAUUUUGAUGCUGAUCCUGAACCUUCUUCAACUGCUCCUGUGCCACAAACACAACAUACUGCUCCUGCUGCUGCUGCUGCUCCUGUUCCUGCUCCUAUUCCUGCUACGUUUGUGGCACAACCAUCAAUAUCAGCAAAUGAUAACUGGGCAAGCUUUGAUGCAUCACCAGUAAUAAAAGCUUCUCAAGCUCCUUCAAGUGCUAACUUGCUUGACAUGCUUUCUGAUUUAUCAGUUCCUGCAUCUGCCAACAACCCAGUAAGUUCAGGUGUACAAGUGUCACCCUUUGGCUCAAUGGCUCCUGCUGUUACACCAACACCAGCACCAACAUCGGCACCAACGUCAUUUGAUGCCUUUGGCAGCUUUGCUAGUGGAAGCCAAUGGCAAAAUGUGCAUCCUCAGCAAAAUCUCCCCCCUGCUAGUGGUGGCCAACCUCCUACUUCAUCAGUGAAUCAGCCAUGGGGUGGAGAUACCAAUGUACCUUCUAGUGCACCAAAAGCAGAUUCUCAAGUUGCAUCCGGCAUCGAUGCUAAACCUGCUGCUAAACAAGAACUACCAGCGGAUUUAUUUACUUCCAGCUAUUCACCCUACGCUGCUCAGGCCCCAAGUUGGUACCCUGCUCCACAAUAUGGCAUGGGAUACAAUAUGCAGUAUAAUGUUCAGCAACACAUGCCGCCACCUUUUGUACAGCCAUCACAGUCGUCAAAUCCAUUUGAUAUCAAUGAUUCACCAACAGUUCAAGCUACAACAUUCCCUUCACUGGUGCCGUUACAAAAUGCUUUACCAAAUAUGGCACCGCCAUCAGGCAUGCAUCAAACCUCGAACCUGGGUACUCCAGCACCAACAUGGAUGCCACACCAAUCAUCUCAUCCUUUAGCAAUGCCAACCCAGGGGCCAUCAUAUGGAUCAUCGAUGUCUAAUGCUCCGUUCAUGGGACAAGUACCGCAGAACAUCUCCACUCAACCCAGGCCACAAGUAGCAAGUUUUGGAUAUGACAUGACAUCUUUUGGUUCUUUGAAUGCAAAUCAACAACAGAGUGGAGUGUAUGCUGCUCCUACUGGUACAUCGAACACCUUCUCUUCUAAUCCUUUUGGGUAAGUCACAGCCAGCUUCUUGCUAUAGCUAAUGGAUCAGGCAGUAUGCAAAUGGUCUAAUUAUUUGCACCUUAAUCAUCGAAGGGAAAAGACUUCUUUUGGUGGGUUUCUUGUUGUAGAUUGUGUCUAGCGACGAUGCCAAUUGAUUAAAUCGUAGGUGCUGUUUUUUGGGUAAGUUAAAGGUUGUAUGUAAAAAUGUAUGGGGAAAACAAACAAAAGUGGGAGAAAAUGGACGAUGAUGAAAAUAUGGAUGAAGUUCUAAGAUUUUUGCUUUUUUGGUGAUAUGGUUUGCUUCUGUUGAUGCUCCCAUCAUAAAUUGUAUUAUUGUUACUAGAUGCGAUUUAUAUUAAUUAUUGUUUGUAUGGUAUAUUGGGUGGGAAUGUAGUGAUCUUUAUUAUAUAUUUUCAUUUUUGUAUAUUUUUUGUUUGGCCCAAGUGACCUUGUAAUGUUGUGAGCUCGGUAAUUAUAGGAUACUAUAAGCUGUAUAAUUCCAAUUUCCAAGUUGUAAUUCCGGGCUUCUAGUUUUGGUAUAGAUAGCGGUAUCUGUAUUCUGUAAUGAUUUUGGAUAUACAAAUAAAACGUUUGGUUCAUAUUGA